This is a messenger RNA of Geodia barretti, 204 nucleotides long. The record is from the annotation of a GenBank genome assembly. NCBI's taxonomy places the organism in Eukaryota, Metazoa, Porifera, Demospongiae, Tetractinellida, Geodiidae.
ACCAGCGACACACCGCGAGAUGCUGCAUCAAGUUGUUUCACUGGUGGCAUUGAUCCUGCAUCUUACGGGCAGCACUAAUUCGGCACUGCUGCCUCGUGUCCAGAGGAGCGGGUUUGGAUCAGCCGAACACGUCAUCAUUUUCGGCUGAGAUGGAUUUGGAGGAAUGUACUUGGAGAAUGCAACUUCUUUCCUUCCCAAUGUCAA